This is a messenger RNA of Euleptes europaea (tarantolino), 1441 nucleotides long. RefSeq names its product aldehyde dehydrogenase 9 family member A1 (gene ALDH9A1). The coding region runs from base 139 to 1413 and encodes 424 amino acids. Lineage: Eukaryota; Metazoa; Chordata; Lepidosauria; Squamata; Sphaerodactylidae. Gene Ontology annotation, molecular function: 4-trimethylammoniobutyraldehyde dehydrogenase (NAD+) activity; aminobutyraldehyde dehydrogenase (NAD+) activity. The record is from RefSeq and is a predicted model, not a curated record. The transcript is spliced from 11 exons.
GGGAACCACCACGAAGAGGUGUACGAGCCGUCAACUGGCCGCGUCAUUGGCAAGUUUCUCUGCUCUGGCGAGAAGGAGGUGGAUCUGACUGUGCAGAGUGCACAAGCCGCGUUUAAAAUAUGGAGCCAGAAAUCGGGCAUGGAACGGAGCACUAUACUGUUGGAGGCUGCAAGGAUCAUCCGGGAACGGAAAGAAGAAAUUGCCAAAAUGGAAACCAUCAAUAAUGGGAAGUCCAUCUUUGAAGCCUUGGUGGAUGUUGACAUAUCUUGGCAAUGCGUGCAGUAUUAUGCUGGCCUAGCUGGCUCCCUGGCGGGUCAGCACGUCCAGCUCCCCGGAGGAUCCUUUGCUUACACCAGAAGAGAGCCUCUUGGGGUGUGUGUUGGGAUCGGGGCCUGGAACUACCCUUUCCAGAUCGCCUGCUGGAAAUCAGCCCCUGCUUUGGCUUGCGGUAACGCCAUGAUCUUCAAGCCAUCUCCCUUCACCCCCAUCUCUGUUGUGAUGCUGGCGGAGAUUUACAACGAAGCUGGCGUUCCCAAGGGGCUUUUCAACGUGGUGCAGGGCGGGGCUGCCACGGGCCAGUUCCUUUGCCAUCACCCGAACGUGGCAAAGGUGUCUUUCACUGGAAGCGUGUCGACGGGCGUCAAGAUCAUGGAGAUGGCAGCCAAAGGGGUCAAGCCAGUUACUCUGGAGUUAGGGGGCAAGUCCCCUCUCAUCAUCUUCUCUGACUGCAUCCUGAAGAAUGCCGUGAAAGGAGCCCUCAUGGCCAAUUUCCUCACCCAAGGCGAGGUCUGCAGCAACGGCACCCGGGUGUUUGUGCAACGCAACAUCCUUCCAGCCUUCACCCAGGAGGUCGUGAGGCAGACCCAGAACAUAAAAAUCGGAGACCCCCUGCUGGAAGACACCAGGAUGGGGCCGCUCAUCAACCGCCCCCACCUGGAGAAGGUGCUGAGCUUUGUGAAGCAAGCCAAGGACCAGGGGGCAGAGGUGCUGUGCGGAGGGGAGCCGCAUGUACCAGAGGACCCCAAGCUGAGCGACGGCUUUUACAUGUCUCCCUGCGUCCUAGGAAACUGUGAAGACAGCAUGACAUGUGUCAAGGAGGAGAUUUUUGGGCCCGUCAUGUCCAUCCUGCCCUUUGAUACAGAGGAGGAGGUCCUGGAGAGAGCCAACAGCACCCGUUUUGGCCUGGCAGGGGGCGUCUUCACCAGUGACAUCCAGCGGGGUCACAGAGUUGUGGCUGCUCUCCAGGCUGGGAUGUGUUUCAUCAACAACUACAACAUCAGCCCCGUGGAGCUGCCUUUUGGGGGCUACAAGAUGUCAGGGUUUGGCCGAGAGAAUGGUGAAGCGGCGAUUGAUUACUACUCCCAGCUGAAGACUGUCUGUGUGGAAAUGGGCGAUGUGGAAUCGGUCUUCUGAUGUCCCUGGUUCAGCUGGCAGUCUCCUG